AGGUGUAUCCUGUCAAAAUAGUAAAGUUGUCCAAAAGCAAAUUAGAAAAAAAAGUCAAUCUAGCAAUAAAGAAGAACAGAAUAAAGUUGAACUCGACCUCUCGCCCCGUGAGGCACCGGCGACGAUGCAGGUCGAAAAGGCGAGCGGUAGCAAGCAGGUCUUCGACCGCGAGAAGAUCGUCAAGCGACUGAGUGUCCUGACGUUUGGCCUGAAUACCGACUAUGUUUCGGUCCCGGAGGUGGUGGAAAAGGUCGAACAGGGGCUCUACGACAAUGUCAAAACGGCCGACCUGGACAAUCUCAUCGCGGAAACCUGUGCCUACAUGAGUCAAAACCACCCGGAUUACUCCUUCCUAGCCUCGCGAAUCGCCAUCACCAGGCUGCACAAAUCCACACCAGAAAAGUAUUAUUUGAUGCAGUAGAAGAUGUGUUUCUGUUUGCUAGGUAGAGUUGAUGUGUUGCACAUGAUUAACCAACAUGUGGUCUGUAUGUUGUCAGUGGUGAGUACGAUGUCCGGAGGUCUGCGGGCAAUGUUGCAAAACCAUGAUGAAAGUGAAACUUUUUUGUAAGGUACACCGACGUGGUGGAGGCAUUGUACCAUUGGACGGACCCAAACGGUAAGGAUUGCGCACUGCUCAGCGAAGAGUUCUACAAUGUGGUGCAGGAACACGCAGACAAAAUACAGGCCACCUUCGACUACACGCAGGAUUACAAUUACGACUUCUUUGGCUUCAAAACGCUGGAAAAAGCGUACCUGCUCAGGGUACUGCCAGCGUCAACAUCUUGAUGCACCCUACUCGUCUAGAAAAGGUGAUGAACAAAAUCACGCGCGAAUAAAAAGGACCAACUUUUAUUUGCAAUUUGGAAUGUCACUUUCUUUAUUGCUCACGUGCCGAUCGGCUUCUUUACAACGUCGCUACCCAGGUAAGAGGAAAAAUUGUGGAGCGACCGCAGCACAUGCUGAUGCGAUGUGCCAUUGGUAUCCAUUUCGGCGACAUUGAGCGAGCACUGGAAACCUACAAACUGCUUUCCCAGAGGUACUUCACGCACGCCACACCAACACUGUACAACGCCGGCACAAAGUUGAACCAGAUGAGCAGUUGCUUUCUCCUCUCGAUGGCGGGGGACUCCAUCGAGGGGAUUUUCGAAACCUUAAAGCGCACCGCACUCAUCAGCAAGAGCGCCGGGGGCAUCGGCGUAGCGAUAUCCAACAUCCGCGCGUCGGGUAGUUACAUCCGCGGUACUAACGGCUACAGCAAUGGUCUGGUGCCAAUGCUGCGCGUCUUCAACGAUGCCGCCAGAUACGUCGAUCAAGGUAGAAGUCCCUCUUGUGUUUUUGAGCUGUUCAAUCUACUUGUCGAGGCAUUUUAUUGUUCUUCGUCUCUCUUCCCUGAACUGCAGCUUGAGCUUUGCAAUCAUGUCCUGUCGGGCUACCUUCCCAAGACAAGGUUUCGGAUGAUCAUUGUAUCUUGUUCAACUUCAAAUAACAAAGGUGGCGGUCGACGGAAAGGAAGUUUCGCCAUGUAUCUGGAGCCCUGGCACGCAGACGUUUUUGACUUCCUCGAGCUCAGAAAGAACCACGGCAAGGAGGAAAUGCGAGCGCGGGAUUUGUUCUACGCCCUCUGGAUACCAGAUCUGUUCAUGAAGCGCGUCAUGGCCGGUGGUGACUGGACGCUAUUUUGCCCGGACGAAGCAGUAUAUGAUUCCUCCUUCUGCCUCUGCGUAGCACCCUUGUUUUUUUCUGUCUUCGUUCCUGCGUUUCUGUUCCUGCAAUGGAAAUAGUAUACGCGUGAUUUUUCCAGAGAUUUAUUGUGGUCAUGAUGCAACCCUUACCCUCUCGUCCAAGAAGAGGAAGAUUUUCAACAACGAUGAUACAUGCAAUUCCAUUUCCAUACAGGUGGGGACGGGGCCCGACGGCAAAGUGCUCACGCUGCAAGACGCCUAUGGCGAGGAGUUUGAAGAGCUGUACGAGAAGCUUGAGAAGGAAGGAAAAGGGAGAAAGACGGUGAAGGCCCAGUCGCUGUGGUUCAAGGUCUUGGAGAGUCAGAUGGAAACCGGAACUCCCUACAUGUGCUACAAGGACGCUGCAAACAAAAAAAGCAACCAGAAGAACGUCGGUACCACUAGUACCAGCGCACUUCUACGCUGACCCAUUUUGAGGUUUGUUCAAUCGUCUGAAGCGAGAAUUCCAUGCGGCUCAAAAUUUGAGCCCGACGGAGUUCGUGACAAAAUCAUUUUUAGACAAAAUAUUUCUACACAACUAGGACAAGUUGCAACUAGUUGCAGGCCAUAAUAAAAUUACGCAACUACAUCAAAAACAGGUACGAUCCGGUGUUCAAACUUGUGCACCGAAAUCAUGGAGUUUACCAGCCCAGACGAGGUAGCGGUGUGCAACCUGGCGUCCAUCGCAUUGCCCCGUUUCGUGGACGACAAGACGAAACAAUUCGACUUCGAUUUGCUGUACAAUUUGCGUUUUUCUUGAUAAGCAAUUCAUUGCGGCACCCUCGGUGGCAUCGCAAUCGCAUGAUUCUGCUCAGCAUGAGUAAGCAUCUCCUAUAGGUACAGCUGCAACUCCGGAAGAGCACCUUCUGCACCCCAAACUCUCUUCAUUUUCGUUUCCAGGUAUGAUAUCACGAAGGUGAUCACAAGGAAUCUGAAUCGCGUCAUCGACCGUAACUACUACCCCGUGGAGCAAGCGCGAAGAAGUAACAUGAAGCACCGACCAAUCGGUCUGGGUGUGCAGGGGUUGGCAGACGUGUUUAUGAAGAUGAAGAUGCCCUUCGAAUCUCCCGCGGCGGGAGUGUUGAACAAGCAAAUCUUCGAAACUAUUUACUUCGCCGCGUGCAAGCAGAGUAUGGAACUCGCCAAGGAAGAGGGGUGGUAUGAGACCUUCCCAGGUAAGUAUCUAGUAACUCUAAGUGCGAUUAUGUCAUGUACUUGCAAGUUUUGUGUUUGUCUUUGUCACUGGUCUUGUCUUAUCAAAUGAUGCGCCAUCAAGUUAAGGACCUCUGACGUCAGAGUUGUGCGACCGUGAAAGAAUGUGCUGCAUGCCUCUUGCUAGCAUUUUUACGUACAACCAGGCCAUGCAAAACCACUGUGAACAAGGUUCCCCCGCUAGCGAGGGGCUUUUGCAGCCGGAUUUGUGGGGCGUGAAGCCCGAAAACGGACUGAAGUGGGACUGGGACGAACUGCGCGCAGAGGUGAAGCAGCAUGGUCUGCGGAACAGUUUGCUGCUCGCGCCGAUGCCCACGGCGUCCACCGCCCAGAUCUUGGGGAACAACGAAUCCAUCGAGCCGUACACGCAGAACAUCUACGUGCGCAGGGUGUUGUCCGGUGAGUUUGUAGCCAUCAACCGCCACCUGCUCAACGACUUGGUCGAACGGAAGCUGUGGAACGAAGAACUGAAACAGACGCUCAUCGCCCACAACGGGUCACUGGCACAAAUGGGCGACGUGCCCUCCGAUCUGAAGGAACUGUACAAGCGACUAUCCUGCAUUUCUAAUCUUGUUCCUACGUUGUGUGUACUUCGUUCUCCAGUUCUGUAGUUUCAGAUCAUGAUUAUAUCCGAAUCCGAGCAAUUGGAAUUGCAAAAAUGCGAAAAUUCCAGAUACAAGACGGUGUGGGAGAUCAAGCAGAAACGCGUGAUCGAGAUGGCGGCCGACCGAGGUGCGUACAUCGAUCAGUCGCAGAGUUUGAACAUCCACAUGACCGACUGCACGCAGCAAAAGUUGUCCUCCAUGCAUUUCUACGGCUGGAAGCUCGGGCUCAAGACCGGUCAGUACUACUUGCGAACGAAGGCGGCUGUGGAGGCAAUCAAGUUUACGGUCGACGCCGCUUCCCUGCAGAAGAAGACCGAGGAGAUCGCAAAAGAGCAGGCCGAGAAGAGCAAAUACGAGUGCGUUGGUUGUGGAUCCUAAGCGAUCCGCGGUUUUUGAAGAGGGCGCCACCAAUACAUGUGCACAAUCUCAUCAUAUCCAGACUACUUGCUUAUCGAAGAAAUGUAUCAAAAUCAAUAGCGAAAGCACAUCUUCCAAAAUUUACUAUACCAGAAUACAGAUGAUUCAGCAAACUAGGAGAUCGAGUGCCACUCGACACAACAGCAGAAUGUAACUGUACAGCUACAGUACGGAAUGUACCGAACCAGGGAUAGUACAACCUGCUCCUUUCGCGUCACAUUUUUUGUUUUUUUCUCCGCGGAUGUGGUGUCGGCCUAUUCGCAGACGCAGGUGUUUACUUCUUCAUAUUGUUGUAGGAGAGUUACAACUUAUUGCAGAGUUACUAGAGGAAUUUCUGUGCUACUUACCGGUGAGCUGCAGGGCGCUGCUUUUGCAGUCGCUUUGCUGAGAGCAAGGCCAGCUAGACUUUUACUUCGUUUUUUACAAGCUUGUCACAAGUUCAGCCGAUGCUGACACAGAAAUUCAAAUUUUACAAUUGCCACGAUUCAACAUUCUAUCUUGAGCCUACCAGAGGCAGAUCUGAUAUAUGAUGCAGAAUCUGAGCGCAAAAAGUUUUGGAAAAGUCCGCCCAACCCCGGAUUUACACCAUCCUUUAAGUGGAGACGUGAUUGACCGCAAAUGCUAACGUCAUGCACCGAUGAUCUUCUCAAGGGCUCAUUGCAACAGCACUUGCUGCAGGGCUUCUACGACAAAAACAAUUGCGAAUUUUGUCUAGUGCCACUCUGAUCUUGCGUACUGUUUUUAGUCAUCAUCCUGACAUCGCUUUUGCCUUUGCUACAGCUGCUAUGACGUUUCGGCUUUAUUUCGGCUAUAAGCACUGAUAGUGAGUUCAACCAUAACUGGAAGAUUUACAAUUUUUGUGAAGAUUAUCUGUCAAGAGUCAGAGUCAAUUUUUGUUUAUGACGAAUUUCAACAAACUACGAACGCCUUAUUUUUUUACGACCAGCAACCUCGAUGGACAUCUUCAUCACUGAACAAUAAAACGCCCCCGUGUGCAGCGUCGCUGCGACGAGAUUCGACUUUUUUGCUUUCUCUUAUGAGAUGCUCAACAAAUGAAACCAAACAACAGCAGCACACCUGUUGCCGCAAAGAU
Amoebophrya sp. A120 is the source of this 5048-nucleotide messenger RNA. NCBI's taxonomy places the organism in Eukaryota, Dinophyceae, Syndiniales, Amoebophryaceae. The record is from the annotation of a GenBank genome assembly.